ACUCCUAUCACACAUUAUACAUCCCACCAUCUAUCUCACAUGGCUGCCCACCCUCUCCAUGGCACAGGGGCCAGUGCCUGGGGCCAGAAGUUCUGGGUGACCCAGGAGGAAGGGUGUGCCUGGGGCACCUUCUGCCCCUUCACCAUCUGGUGGCUGACUAACACCAGCACUCCCUGCCCUAAAGUGCAGCACUCCAAUUCCUUGUCACCUACUCUCUGGGCCCAGCCAAGGAACUGGUGGCUUUAUCCCUGCCCAAAUCUUCCAGGAACCCCCACGUCUGGGGCAGACAGAGUCAACACUGCCAGUGCUGGGGGUCAGGCUUGGAUUGGGGGAAUGAAUGGAGGAGGGGCUUUUAGAGUAGGGUUUUGAAGAAUGAGUAGGAGUUUCCCAGAUGAGGAAGAGUAACUGCAAAAACACCCAGUUUAUGAAGCACCUACUAUAUGCCUACUGUGUCCUUUAUACAUCAUGUAACCCUUCUCUCCAUUGAAAGUCUCAGCCCUUAUUUCCCAAAUGAAGAAACAGAGGUGUCAUGGAGAGAACCCAGCCCAGCAACCUGGGAUGAUGUCCCCAUUUCACAGAGGAAGACACUACUGCGUCUCAGAGGCUCUCCCGGGCCCCAGCUUCCCAGGAGCACCACCCUCCAGCUUCUCCCCCAGGAAAGCAGCCACAGACCCUGCCCAGCUGUGGUCCCUGGAGUGUUUACUGUGUCGGCUGGACCAGGCGGGCGGGGGCGGACAAAGUCCGGGGAAUAUAAAGGUCUGGCAGCAGCGUCCGGUCAGUCACAGCUCAGAGCACAAGGAGCACAGCUUUGCCCGGGCAGGGCCCCACGACACCGCGCUGCCUGCGAUGCUGUUGAUGCUGCUGACGCUCUCCUGGCUGCCGUCGGGGGGCGCCCUAUCUCUUGUUCAGGAGCACCUCCCGGUCCUCCCGGGGCCCUCACAGGCACACUCCAGUCCGAAUAUCUCCAGGUUCCAGGAGUUGAGGAAACGCUACGAAGAUUUGCUGACCAGGCUUCGAGCAAACCAGACGUGGGAAGACUCGAACCCUGACCUCAUCCCUGCCUCUCACGUCCAGAUACUCACCCCAAAGCUGAGACUUGGACCAGGCGGCCACCUGCACCUGGGCAUCCCCCGGGCCAACCUGACGAAGGGGCUCCCCGCAGCCUCCCGCCUGCAUCGGGCCCUGCUCAGGCUGUCCCCGACGGAGUCGGGCUCGUGGGAUGUGACGCGGCCGCUGCAGCGUCAGAUCGGCUUCGGCGUCUCCCGGGAGCCCGCACUGCCUCUGCACCGGCUGCCGCCAUCUGACCGGUUGCUGGCGGCAUCGACUUCCGCACGGCUCCGGCUGGAGCUGCACUGGCGGCCACGCGCCGGCAGGGAACGCCGCAGCACGCAUGCGCGCGCUCAGGACGGCUGCCCGCUCGGGGAGGGGCGCUGCUGCCGCCUGCGGAGCCUGCGCGCAACGCUGGACGACUUGGGCUGGGCCGACUGGGUCCUGGCCCCGCGCGAGCUGGAUGUGCGCAUGUGCAGCGGCGCGUGCCCGAGCCAGUUCCGGUCGGCGAACAGGCAUGCGCAGAUGCUGGCGCGUCUGCACCGCCUGAAGCCCGAGGGCGUCCCUGCGCCGUGCUGCGUGCCCGCCAGCUACGAGCCCGUGGUGCUCCUGCACCGGGACAGCGAGGGCCGCGUGUCGCUCACGCCCUACGACGACCUCGUGGCCAGCGACUGCCACUGCUUGUGAGCGGACCGAGACCUUCAUCGACGGCGUGCUCAGCGGAGGCGACCUCAGUCCUUGCCUGUCCAAUGGAAUGGGCUAGUGGGACCUGAAAUAACAAUUAUAGCCACUGCUGUCUGCGGCCUGCCGCCAAAAACAAAGUUUUUAUAAGUUGAUAUUUAUUAUUAAUUUAUUGGGGUGACUGGCCUGCGGACCAGAGAGCUGGGGAGGGCUGAUCCAGCAGGGUGUACGUUUAUUUAAACUGUGGUAAUAAAAAUGAAUUUGUGUGA
This is a messenger RNA of Myotis lucifugus (little brown bat), 1997 nucleotides long. RefSeq names its product growth differentiation factor 15 (gene GDF15). Gene Ontology annotation, biological process: SMAD protein signal transduction. Lineage: Eukaryota; Metazoa; Chordata; Mammalia; Chiroptera; Vespertilionidae. Gene Ontology annotation, cellular component: extracellular region. Gene Ontology annotation, molecular function: growth factor activity; cytokine activity. The coding region runs from base 511 to 1734 and encodes 407 amino acids. The transcript is spliced from 3 exons. The record is from RefSeq and is a predicted model, not a curated record.